AUGGGCAAUGACUCUGCAUUCGUUGCCGCAGCGGCAACACAUGGUCCGCACCCAUCCCUUGCGUCAACUACGCAUGUCAUGCUGGGCAUUCCAGCCACCUACAGUGUACACUAUAGAGGGUUGCGCAAGACUUGCCGACGUACGCAAAGACCUCACGCGAACAUUGUUCUUUCUCCUACUUCCGUAUGGUAA
Messenger RNA from Chondrus crispus (carragheen), 192 nucleotides. RefSeq lists its product as hypothetical. The record is from RefSeq and is a predicted model, not a curated record. Lineage: Eukaryota; Rhodophyta; Florideophyceae; Gigartinales; Gigartinaceae. The transcript has a single exon. Bases 1 to 192 code for a protein of 63 amino acids.